AGGGACGCUGAACUGUGUUACAGUGGAAGAACGAUGUACGGGAGCCAAUUUGAUGGCAACGCUGCCUUCUCUGGUGGUGGAUUUAUGCCAUCUCAGACCACCAUGGCCCCUGAUCAUUCAUUAUCUCCGGCGAAGAAUCGAGACGUCCAAGCAUUGCUUCCGUUAACAGUGAAGCAGAUAAAUGAUGCGUUUCUGUCUAGUGAUGAUAAAUCAAAUUUUGUUGUUGAUGGUGUUGAUGUUAAUAAUGUUAAGCUUGUAGGGAUGGUGCGCAAUAGAGCAGGAAGAAUUACUGAUGUGACUUUUGCACUGGAUGAUGGCACUGGACGGAUUGACUGUAGUAAAUGGGUCAAUGAAGCUGCAGAUUCAAAUGAAGUUGAGGGAAUAUUGGAUGGCAUGUACGUUCGGGUCCAUGGCCACUUAAAAAGCUUCCAGGGUAAAAGAACGUUGAAUGUCUUUUCUAUCAGGCCUGUGACGGACUAUAAUGAGAUCACAAGUCACUUCAUCGAAUCCAUAUAUGUUCAUUUUUACAACACCAGAUUACGGAAGCAACAAAGUAGUAGCAUGACUCCUCAGCCACAGAUGGCAAAUUUAUCUAAUACGCCUGUGAGAGGAUAUCAAACUCCCAUGUCAAAUCAAUACACUGGUCAAGCAGGUGGUGAUGGUUGGAAGAACCUUGAGCAAAUGGUCUUAGAUUUCUUGCAACUUCCUUCAUGCGAUACUGAGAGGGGCGCACACCGUGAUGUGAUUGCUCAACAUCUCAAAGUUCCACUAGAGAAGCUCAUGCCGGCGAUGAAAAAUCUAGAAGAGGAAGGCUUAAUCUACUCAACAACUGAUGAUUACCACUUCAAAUCAACCGCCAACGGUUGACGUCUCUAUUAUGGCGUUACUAAUGAAUUGAAGGCAAGUUUUAUUUCCUGCCGUAAGAAACAUUAUUAUCUCAAGUUCCAUUAACUUUUUAUACUUACUUUGACCGUGACAAAUAAUUGUUCUCUCAAGUUCCCAUUUAUCUUCUCUCUCUCUC
Molecule: messenger RNA, 1021 nt
Organism: Cucurbita maxima (winter squash)
Lineage: Eukaryota; Viridiplantae; Streptophyta; Magnoliopsida; Cucurbitales; Cucurbitaceae
Product: replication protein A 32 kDa subunit B
Exons: 11
Coding region: 34-867 (277 amino acids)
Biological process (GO): double-strand break repair via homologous recombination; nucleotide-excision repair; DNA replication
Cellular component (GO): DNA replication factor A complex; nucleus; site of double-strand break
Molecular function (GO): DNA binding
Source: RefSeq, a predicted model, not a curated record